GAACUAUAAAAAAGAAAAGCACGAGAAAUGAGCCAAUAUGCAAAGUGCAUGUGAUCAAUCGAUCACGCAUCCACCGCACACGAGCGCAUAAAUAUAAAUAAAAAGAGACACAGUUUCGCCGCCGGGAGAAAUCUGUGCAAUCGGCGUUUGCCACCUGCCAUUGUCGCAAACAAUGCAAGGCUGUAUUAUUGUAAUGGCGCAUUGACGAAGGAGAGAGAGAGAGAGAGAGAGAGUAGAGAAGGGAAACAAAUGAUUUCCCAGGUGGAGAGAGAUCUGUCGAUUCAAAAUCGGCUUCCUGGUACACCUACUCCGCCGUCUUCACCUCGUCUCUGCCGGAGCCGGUCUAAAUCCUCCGGGCAACAGCAAAGCCGGACAUUCCCUCACCGUCUCUCAUGGAUCCUCUUAUCGGUUCUUCUCCGGCGCCAGGGAAUUCUCCUGUUCGCUCCUCUCAUCUACGUUUCCUGUAUGCUUUUUCACAUGCGCGUCGCCUCGUUUGAUGCCGCUCCCAUUAUCCACCGCCGUCCCGCCCCGGGAUCCGUUUACCGGAGCCCGCAGAUUUACGCUAGGCUGCGUUCCGAUAUUGACGCCGAUAAUUCCACGGCUGAUGCGAUAUCAACCAUUUGGAAACGUUCUUAUAAAGGUGUGGAAUGGAAGCCAUGUGUGAACAAGUCUACUGGAGUUUUGCCUGAGUCAAAUGGUUUCAUAUUCAUCGAGGCAAAUGGAGGUUUGAAUCAGCAGCGCACUUCGAUAUGCAAUGCUGUUGCUGUGGCAGGCUACCUUAAUGCGACCCUUGUAAUUCCCAACUUUCACUAUCACAGCAUAUGGAAAGAUCCGAGUAAAUUUGGGGACAUCUAUGAUGAAGAAUACUUUGUCGAUACCUUAGCAAAUGAUGUGCGGGUGGUCGAUACAGUUCCUGAAUACUUAAUGGAGCGUUUUGACUAUAACUUGACAAAUGUCUUCAACUUCAGAGUUAAAGCAUGGGCACCCACCUCCUAUUACCGGGACUCAGUCCUGCCUAAGCUGCUUGAAGAAAAGGUUAUAAGAAUUUCCCCAUUUGCAAAUAGACUUUCGUUUGAUGCUCCUCGAGCAAUCCAGAGGUUUAGAUGUUUGGCAAAUAAUGUAGCCUUGCGAUUUUCGAAACCCAUACUGACCCAAGGAGAAACACUGGUGAAGAAAAUGAAGAAGCUUAGUGCUAACAAUGCUGGAAAGUAUGUUUCUGUGCAUCUUCGUUUUGAAGAGGAUAUGGUAGCUUUCUCUUGCUGUGUAUUUGAUGGUGGCAACCAAGAAAAACAAGACAUGAUUGCGGCGAGAGAAAGGGGAUGGAAAGGGAAGUUCACAAAACCAGGUCGUGUGAUACGACCAGGAGCUAACAGGCUCAAUGGGAAAUGCCCUUUAACUCCUUUAGAGGUGGGUUUGAUGCUUAGAGGAAUGGGUUUCAAUAAAAGCACAUAUAUAUACCUUGCCGCUGGCCCAAUAUAUAGCGGGAAUAGAACUAUGGCUCCACUACUCGAGAUGUUCCCUAAUCUACAGACGAAGGAGAUGCUUGCGUCUGAGGAAGAACUGGCUCCUUUUAAGAACUUCUCCUCAAGAAUGGCUGCGAUAGAUUACACGGUGUGUCUCCACAGUGAAGUAUUUGUGACAACUCAAGGUGGAAACUUCCCUCAUUUCCUCAUGGGGCAUCGGAGGUAUUUGUUUGGAGGGCAUUCGAAGACGAUUCGGCCAGACAAGCGAAAGUUAGCCGUACUGUUUGACAAUCCCAAGUUGGGAUGGAAAAGUUUUAAACGGCAAAUGCUAAGCAUGAGGUCCCAUAGUGACUCCAAGGGGUUUGUGCUGAAACGACCUAGUGACUCUAUUUACAUAUUCCCUUGCCCUGACUGCAUGUGCCGAAAGAACAAAACAACAGCAUCAGCCACCUGACACAUUCUUUUACUGGAAAAUUCUGCUGCAUUCCUUCUUUUAUUUACACAAUUCUUUCAGUUCUUUGGCCACACCCGAUCCAAACACAAGGAGAGAGAGAGAGAGAGAGGGAGAGAGGACUAGUCUGCGCAUGCAGGGACUUGGCAACUUCUCCCCUGGGGGGAGAUUUUUUGACACAUUGAAGCUGAUGUAUCUAACACGAGGAACUGUGAUUAGCUCCCCACAAAGAUCCACCCUUUUGUUUCUGGGCGAAGAGGAUACAGCAUUUGGGUGCUAUGAAGCGUUUGCGUUUUUGUAUAUUUGGUAUCUAUUGUUGGUUAUGCCCAGAAAUAAAUGUAGGGCCGGCCAUAAGGGGUCUCAUAGGGGAUUAAGAGAGCUUCCAAAAAAGUUUUGUACAUUGAUUGGUUCCUUUCUAGUUUAAAUUUUUUUUUUUUUUUAUCUUUUUAGAAAUUCUCUGUUUGAUUAUUUAUUUUCUUAUGAUAAUCUUCCAAGUAAAUCUCAUAAAAAACUGGUGUAUCCGAUUCUUGUAUUUGCCUAUGAUCUUUUUUUUA
Capsella rubella is the source of this 2468-nucleotide messenger RNA. Its product is annotated as O-fucosyltransferase 4. Lineage: Eukaryota; Viridiplantae; Streptophyta; Magnoliopsida; Brassicales; Brassicaceae. The record is from RefSeq and is a predicted model, not a curated record. The coding region runs from base 250 to 1917 and encodes 555 amino acids. The transcript has 10 exons.